Piliocolobus tephrosceles (Ugandan red Colobus) is the source of this 2298-nucleotide messenger RNA. It is a transcript of the gene NEK3, whose product is annotated as NIMA related kinase 3. Gene Ontology annotation, biological process: protein phosphorylation. NCBI's taxonomy places the organism in Eukaryota, Metazoa, Chordata, Mammalia, Primates, Cercopithecidae. The record is from RefSeq and is a predicted model, not a curated record. Bases 288 to 1808 code for a protein of 506 amino acids. Gene Ontology annotation, molecular function: protein kinase activity; ATP binding. The transcript has 16 exons.
GGUCCCCGCCCUGGAGGGCCGCCUCUGGAGAGGGGAGCGCGGCGCGUGGUGGCGGCGCGGAGCCUAGUGGGAGCGACGGGGAGCGAGGGGGAGACGCGCCCCAGGCGCGCGGCGGCGCCCCUCAUUUCCGCCUCGCGGUCUGGGUCCCUCGCCGCCUUGGGGUGUGGGCGCGCGGGGCCGCGGGAGCCGGCAGGGCGGAGCGGCUUUUCCAGGAGAAAGGGCCCUUACGGUUUGGGAGAGCCCAUGGUGACUGCGUGAGUGGAGCCCAGCUGUGUGGAUGCCCCAGCAUGGAUGACUACACGGUCCUGAGAAUGAUUGGGGAGGGCUCCUUUGGCAGAGCUCUUUUGGUUCAGCAUGAAAGCAGUAAUCAGAUGUUUGCCAUGAAAGAAAUAAGGCUUCCCAAGUCUUUCUCUAAUACACAGAAUUCUAGGAAGGAGGCUGUUCUUUUAGCCAAAAUGAAACACCCCAAUAUUGUUGCCUUCAAAGAAUCAUUUGAAGCUGAAGGACACUUGUAUAUUGUGAUGGAAUACUGUGAUGGAGGGGAUCUAAUGCAAAAGAUUAAACAGCAAAAAGGAAAGUUAUUUCCUGAAGACAUGAUACUUAAUUGGUUUACCCAAAUGUGCCUUGGAGUAAAUCACAUUCACAAGAAACGUGUGCUACACAGAGAUAUCAAGUCCAAGAAUAUCUUCCUCACUCAAAAUGGAAAAGUGAAAUUGGGAGACUUUGGAUCUGCCCGUCUUCUCUCCAGUCAGAUGGCAUUUGCUUGUACCUAUGUGGGAACACCUUAUUAUGUGCCUCCAGAAAUUUGGGAAAACCUGCCUUAUAACAAUAAAAGUGACAUCUGGUCCUUGGGAUGCAUUCUCUAUGAACUCUGUACCCUUAGGCAUCCAUUUCAGGCAAAUAGUUGGAAAAAUCUUAUCCUCAAAGUGUGUCAAGGGUCCAUCAGUCCACUGCCAUCUCAUUACUCUUACGAACUUCAGUUCCUAGUCAAGCAGAUGUUUAAAAGGAAUCCCUCACAUCGCCCCUCAGCUACAACGCUUCUCUCUCAAGGCGUCAUAGCUCGGCUUGUCCAGAAGUGCCUACCCCCCGAGAUCAUCAUGGAAUAUGGUGAGGACGUAUUAGAAGAAAUAAAAAAUUCGAAGCAUAAUACACCAAGAAAAAAAACAAACCCCAGCAGAAUCAGGAUAACUUUGGGAAAUGAAGCAAGCACAGUGCAAGAGGAAGAACAAGAUAGAAAGGGUAGCCAUGCUGAUUUGGAAGGCAUUAAUGAAAAUGUAGUUGAAAGUGCGUUGAGAAGAGUAAAUAGAGAAGAAAAAGGUAAUGAGUCAGUCCAUCUGAGGAAAGCCAGUUCACCAAAUCUUCACAGACGACAGUGGGAGAAAAAUGUACCCAAUACAGCUCUUACAGCUUUGGAAAAGGCAUCCAUACUCACCUCCAGUUUAACAGCAGAGGAUGAUAGAGGUGGUUCUGUAAUAAAAUACAGCAAAAAUACUACUCGUAAGCAGUGGCUCAAAGAGACCCCUGACACUUUGUUGAACUUCCUUAAGAAUGCUGAUCUCAGCUUGGCCUUUCAAACAUACACAAUAUAUAGACCAGGUUCAGAAGGGUUCUUGAAAGGCCCCCUGUCUGAAGAAACAGAAGCAUCGGACAGUGUCGACGGAGGUCACGAUUCUGUCAUUUUGGAUCCAGAGCGACUUGAGCCUGGGCUAGAUGAGGAGGACACGGACUUUGAGGAGGAAGAUGACAACCCCGACUGGGUGUCAGAGCUGAAGAAGCGAGCUGGAUGGCAAGGCCUGUGUGACGGAUAAUGCCUGAGGGAGUGUCCCUGAGUCACACUGAGGAGAGGCUUCACUCAGGAGUUCAUGUUGAGAUGAUCAUGAGUUUGUGCAAUGUAUAUUUUCCUUUGGAAACAGAAUGAAGCAGAGGAAACUCUUAAUACUUAAAAUUUUUCUUGAGUAGUAUCAUGAGUUUGAAAAGUCUGGAACUCCUGUAAGUUUUUGAAUUCGAGAGAGAAGGUGUAGUGGAAUGAGUGUGAGCAUUGGACUUUGCAGUCCCAUAGAACAGAAAUGGGAUGCUAGCCUGCCACUACCUACUUGUGUGAUUGUGGGAAAUUACUUAAUCUCUUCAAGCCCCAAUUUCCUUAACCAUAAAAUGAAGAUAAUAAUGCCCACCUCAGAGGGAUGCUGACCAUAGACCAUUACAGCAGCCCGUAUGUUAUUCACAUGAUUUGUGUUUAUUAUUAUGUGACUCUUUUUACACUUCCUAAAGGCUUGAAAAUUAAAUAUAUUUAAUUAUGAU